AUGAGGAGCUUUUACAGCUUACUACCAUUGCUCAACUGGCACAAGAAGAAGAUGAACGACCUCACUGUGGAUCUGUUGUUGGGCGGCAAGUUUCGAAUGCCACCAGAGAUGUUCAAUGAUAUAUGUGCUGCACUUGCUGCAUCAUGUAGAUACUUUUGUCCAGAGUGCGAUGCUGCCGGCAGGGCUGGAUUUGCAACAGUUCAGAAGGUAACUGUUGCUUUAAGAAUGCUUGCUUAUGGAGGACCAGUUGACAGUUUAGAUGAGUAUAUUCGAAUGGGUGAGAGCACAGUCCUUGAAACCGUUAACAAAUUCACACGCGCCAUAGUUGCAAUAUUUGGGCCUGAGUAUCUUAGAGAACCAAAUGAGCAUGAUAUUGCUAGACUCCAUGCAAAGACCGAGGAAAGAGGGUUCCCAGGGAUGCUAGGUAGCAUCGAUUGUAUGCACUGGGAGUGGGAGAAGUGCCCCGUAUCAUUGCACGGUUAG
Panicum hallii is the source of this 483-nucleotide messenger RNA. RefSeq lists its product as uncharacterized. The transcript has 2 exons. The record is from RefSeq and is a predicted model, not a curated record. NCBI's taxonomy places the organism in Eukaryota, Viridiplantae, Streptophyta, Magnoliopsida, Poales, Poaceae. The coding region runs from base 1 to 483 and encodes 160 amino acids.